Molecule: messenger RNA, 2601 nt
Organism: Somion occarium
Lineage: Eukaryota; Fungi; Basidiomycota; Agaricomycetes; Polyporales; Cerrenaceae
Source: the annotation of a GenBank genome assembly
GACUGCGACGACGACGACGACAUUCUCGACAUCUGCCUCUUCCUUCGUUCUUCGUUCUUCGGGCUGAACGAUAGGAACGAGACAUACUAUUCAUCUGAACCUGCUUCGGGGUGCAUUAAUCUUACUCAAGGGCGGGUGCCACAGCGUCUACCGUAACUACGGUUUUGGCCUUCAUACACAACAAUCAGUGCUUUUCGAGGCGAUUAAACCUACCUAAAAUCAUCGUACAUGCACUCUGGAUACCGUACCGCCAAUCAAGACACGUUCUGAGCACUCGACGACCGGUCUCAUUCACCUAUUCGCCUUCGACGAGAGACAUCAUAACUCUGCGGGAUCUCUUUUCUAGGGUCUGGGGUGCGAGAUAUGACUAUUACUCACCGGAAACGACAGCAUCAACCGGAGGAAAUUCAAACCGUUAACGAACCCGGUGUACAAAUACACUGCGACGCAUGUCGAUGCGACCUCACCCAUUCCAUUCGAAUAAAAUGUGCAGAUCCUGUGUGCGAAUCAUUAGAAGAUGGCGUGGAUAUAUGUCCAGCAUGUUUCUGUGCUGGAAAAGAAUUCAGCCAGCAUAAGAGAGACCACGCUUAUCGUGUAGUGGAACUACACUCAUACCCUAUAUUUGUCGAAGACUGGGGGGCGGAUGAGGAACUGCUCCUGCUGCAUGGUAUAUCAUUGCAGGGACUAGGAAACUGGCAAGCCAUUGCCGAGCAUGUUGGUACACGAACAAAAGAGGAGGUCGAGCAACAUUACAAAGCUGUGUAUAUCGAUUCUCCCAAUUGGCCGAUGCCGCACAUGGAUCGCGAGUUCGGUAUUGACCCUGCGGAGUUUCACGAACGCAAACGUCGCCGUAUAUGUGCUAUGAAUACCAAUCCUCCGCCAGCACCGAAAGUUGCGCCAACAUCUGCUCCCGGCGUACACGAAGUUGCCACAUUCCUUCCGGGACGAUUAGAGUUUGAACACGAGCUUGAUAACGAAGCUGAAGACUUUGUCAAAGAUCUAGAGUUUGGCGUCGUUCUUCAAUGGGGUGGCGACGAACUCCCAGAAGAUGAGAAUGACCCGGAAGUGAAGGCUCGAUUACGGUGGGAAGAAGAGAGCAAGAUGCGGGAAGCUCACCCUGGGAAGAGACUUCCGAACGGCUUCAUGAAUGGUUUACCCAAUGGCUACCAUAUUAAUGGUGACACGCCGAAGCGAGAAGUCAAACCACCGACUGUCGAUGAUAAGACGGACGAUGCGAACGAGGAGGGGGCAGCUGAGGAAGAGCCAAUACAACCACCACCGUUUGAAACGGAUGAUUCGUUAACGUUCAAGCUCACUUUGUUGCAAAUGUAUCGCCAGCGAGUAGAGAAGCGGGAGGAGAACAAGCAGCUGAUGUUUGAGAGAGGUCUUCUAAAUUAUAAACAGAUGCAAGCUGCGGAUAAGAAGCGUCCCAGAGAGGAAAAAGACGUUGUAGUGCGGUUGCGUCCAUUUGCAAAACUCCAAACCGGAGAGGACUUUGAGCAUUUUGUGGCAGAUAUUCUAUAUGAACAAGUACUUCGCAAACGAAUACAAGAGCUUCAACACUACCGACAAAUGGGUUUAACAUCGGCAGCAGAUAUAGAAAAAUACGAGGCGGACCUGGUCAAAAGGCAACAAGUCAAAGCGAAUCUUUCCAGAGACUACUAUUCUGGAGCCGAUCGAUCGUCUCUACGUGUCAGUGGUGGUCGACAAUCCAUUGGUCCAGAUGGCCGGCGUGACGACGGUCGGCGGAGUCAUGAACGUGAGCUCACGCCAAAAGUGGGCGGUUCGGUCUCCAGUGCGUCCGGUAUGGGUCCGCCAGGUCGCAAAAUGCCCGCUCCUCUCAAUCUGGCGAACAGUCCAUCAUUGCAUCUUCUUACGCCGGAGGAACAGACCCUCUGCUCGACAUUACGAAUUUUGCCCAAGCCGUAUCUCGUGGUUAAGGAGACCCUGGUUCGAGAAUACUCCAGGCGUGGUGGAAAGCUUCGUCGUCGAGAAGCUCGCGAUCUGGUCAAGAUCGAUGUCAACAAGACGAGUCGCGUUUGGGACUUUCUUGUACAAACUGGAGCGUUCAAGGUCGGUUUUACCGACCCGAAUCAAGCUCAGAAUCAGUCAAAUCAGGAUGCUGCCCGACAAGUUUCCGCUACUCCUUCGCUUAGUGCAUCCCCAAGCAAAGAUUCUCAUGUCCGCAAUUCUCCCAAACCUCCGUUCACAAACGCCCCGCUCCUCCCCAAUCUAUCCGCACCAGCUCUCACACCCUCAACCUCGCUAUCAACAGUACCGAAUACGUUGAGCAAUCCUUGGCAGCCUGGCUAAGAUUGUUCCCUGUGUUACUGUUUCACCCGCUCCAUGUUUGUUGUAGUUGUAUCAUCGCAUGGACAUCCAUCACGCACUCAUCAUAUAUCCUGCAUAGUCUUUACAUAUACUGUAUUGUAUUAUACACGCCUACGGCGCCAUCGUUAGCUAUCGUGCACUUCAGCUGUCCAUUGUUCGUCUUACGCUAAAUCUAGGCAGGAGUUGCUGUGCUUACUGGACCUGUAAGAAGGUCCUUGAUGAUUUGAAUAUCGAUUGGGACGUUUGCGCGAUGCAAGUAGUCAUCGUUCC